Molecule: messenger RNA, 1119 nt
Organism: Micropterus dolomieu (smallmouth bass)
Lineage: Eukaryota; Metazoa; Chordata; Actinopteri; Centrarchiformes; Centrarchidae
Product: secretory phospholipase A2 receptor-like
Exons: 4
Coding region: 22-966 (314 amino acids)
Source: RefSeq, a predicted model, not a curated record
UGUGGGUACCACCUUUAACAAAUGACACUUGUUCCCCUCACAGGUUGGGACAUCUUCUCCUCAUGCCUCCCACAUCAGUACCACUAUGUUGCUGAUCCUAUGAACUGGACUGAAGCUCAGACCCACUGCAGAGAGAUAUACAUGGACCUGGCCACCAUUGAAAACACUGAGGAAAUAAACAAGUUUCUUAACACAGUUUCAUCUUUUGGUCUCAGCUCUAAUGUCUGGAUUGGCCUGUACACCAAAAUCAACUGGAGGUGGUCAGACGGCUACACAGGGACAGGAGCUGAAUAUAGGAACUGGAAGUAUGAAAGCCAACACGUUUAUUCAGCUCAUGAAUUCUGUGUGAAAGUUGCAAAGGAUGGAACUUGGUGGGUUGAUAAUUGCUAUGCAAAACGUUUCUUUAUCUGUUACAGAGGAACUCAGCUGAAUCCUGAAUUUGUUGGUGUGAAAGUAGCAAUGAGUUGGUCCAGUGCUCAGAGCUACUGCAGGAAGAACUUUAUAGACCUGGCCAUUGUGAGGAACCAGAAUGAGAACCAGGCGGUUGCGAACGUGGUGCCGGUUGGAUACUUGGCAUGGGUUGGUUUGUUCAGAGAUCCUGACUUUUACUGGUCUGAUGGGAGUAGCUUCUCAUUCACAUACUGGUACUCAGGUUCCAACCCAUUAGGCUCGAUGAGGGUCGCAUGCGGUGUUGCAGCUUUGCAGAGUUCAGGAACAUGGAAGUUUCUUCCCUGUGAAACCAGAUUACCAUUUGUCUGCUACAGCGUCCCUGUAAGCAGGCAGGCGGUAAAGCUGAAGAUAAAGCUGGAGGACUCCUCUGUGGAUCUGAAUGACCCUGCUGUGAAAGCUGACAUGCUGAAAAAGCUCCAGGACUGGCUGAAGGAGAAAGGAAUAAGAGUCACCCUGAAGUGGAGAGAGGAGCCUGAUGGGAAAGUCUUCCAGAAGGAGAACAAGACUGAGCUUUAACACUGAAAUCCAACUGUACUUGUGUUUAUCUGUAAUACUUGGUGAAUGUACUCUCUAUCUGCUAAUACACACAGUACACUAUUAUCACUGUACCGAGUGCUUAACCAGAACCCUGAAUACAUCCUGUAGACUGUCGUAGAAGAGUUAUGUCCC